GCAGCCUGAGCAGCACCAGCACCCACAGCAAAAAAAAAAAAUGUGCAGGAUAGAAGCUGUGAAGACCCAAAGACAGCAGUGACAGAAGGAGCCAAGGAAACCCGAAGGAAGCCAAAAAGACCUGAAGACGAGCAGGACACUUAAAGACACAGUGGGACAUUUCACAAUGGGCUACCUUUUCCAGAAUGUGGUACCUAAUUGAUGCCAGAAUGCAGCCUCCUGGGAAGGUCGCCUCAUUGUGUGCUGUGCACCUCAAGGGGAAACACAAGCCCAUGUACCAUGCCCUGAGUGACUGCGGGGACCAUGUGGUGGUGGUGAAUACCAGGCAUAUUGCUUUCUCUGGCAAUAAAUGGGAGCAGAAAGUGUACUCUUCUCACUCGGGUUAUGCCGGAGGGUUUCAGCAAGUGACGGCAGCGCAGCUUCACCAGAGGGACCCCACAGCCAUUAUGAAACUUGCUGUAUACGGAAUGUUACCCAAAAACCUCCACAGAAGGACAAUGAUGCAGAGAUUGCACCUCUUCCCAGAAGAUGACAUUCCGGAAGAAAUCAUGAAGAAUCUUUUUGCCGAGAUCCCACAGCCAAGGAAGGUGCCAAGGAGGCUGGAUGAAUUUUCGGGAGAAGAAAUCAAUGCUUUCCCGAAGCUCUGGAUUCCGCCCCCAGACUUCAUCAUGAAAUGAUCGGGAGGAUUUCUUUGCCCUUCUAUUUCCUUAGCUCUUUUUUUUUUUUUUUUUUUUACACGGUGAAGUAAAAUAAAUGUAAUGUUUAAUACUAAAAACAAUGGAUGACAGUAAAGAAAGUGUUCAUUUGAA
Xenopus tropicalis (tropical clawed frog) is the source of this 809-nucleotide messenger RNA. It is a transcript of the gene mrpl13, whose product is annotated as mitochondrial ribosomal protein L13. The transcript is spliced from 7 exons. Lineage: Eukaryota; Metazoa; Chordata; Amphibia; Anura; Pipidae. Gene Ontology annotation, molecular function: structural constituent of ribosome. Gene Ontology annotation, cellular component: ribosome; mitochondrion. Bases 186 to 677 code for a protein of 163 amino acids. Gene Ontology annotation, biological process: translation. The record is from RefSeq and is a predicted model, not a curated record.